Molecule: messenger RNA, 632 nt
Organism: Erigeron canadensis
Lineage: Eukaryota; Viridiplantae; Streptophyta; Magnoliopsida; Asterales; Asteraceae
Product: histone H3.3
Exons: 5
Coding region: 40-450 (136 amino acids)
Cellular component (GO): nucleosome
Molecular function (GO): structural constituent of chromatin; protein heterodimerization activity; DNA binding
Source: RefSeq, a predicted model, not a curated record
GAGAGAGAAAAAAAAAAAAAAAAAAAAACCUAAUCAAAGAUGGCUCGUACUAAGCAAACUGCUCGUAAGUCUACUGGAGGAAAGGCCCCUAGGAAGCAACUCGCCACCAAGGCUGCUCGCAAAUCUGCUCCAACUACUGGAGGUGUGAAGAAGCCUCACAGAUACAGACCUGGAACUGUCGCCCUUCGUGAAAUCCGUAAGUAUCAGAAGAGUACUGAACUUCUAAUCAGGAAACUGCCUUUCCAGAGGCUUGUUCGUGAAAUUGCUCAGGACUUUAAGACUGAUCUGCGUUUCCAGAGCCACGCAGUGCUGGCACUCCAAGAGGCUGCUGAAGCUUAUCUUGUGGGACUGUUUGAGGACACCAACCUGUGUGCAAUUCAUGCCAAGCGUGUCACCAUCAUGCCCAAAGACAUUCAGCUUGCUAGGCGUAUCAGGGGAGAGAGGGCUUGAUUCAUCAUCGUAGUUACCAUCUAUGCUACUAAAUUCUAGACAGUAUUCAGCUUUUAGUUUGUCUGUACUUGGUAUUCAAUUUCUGUUCUUCUUGAUAAGAUCGUAAGACCUAUGCUUAAGUUUGUCAAAUGAUUGGUUGAGAUUGAACUAUUAGUAUGUGACUAUUUGUUGUUUGUUCUUCC